This is a messenger RNA of Danaus plexippus (monarch butterfly), 852 nucleotides long. RefSeq lists its product as uncharacterized. The record is from RefSeq and is a predicted model, not a curated record. NCBI's taxonomy places the organism in Eukaryota, Metazoa, Arthropoda, Insecta, Lepidoptera, Nymphalidae. Bases 497 to 730 code for a protein of 77 amino acids. The transcript has a single exon.
ACCUAAAGUAUAAGUAAGUUGUAGAAAUCUAUUUCCUGUAGGCAGUCUUGUAGUUAUUUUAUUUUAAUAUUAUCACUAUAGAAUACAACAAUAAUAAACAAUUAUCGAGCGUCCUGCACUAAUUUAUACACGGAGGUUAUUAAAGGUCGUCGGCCGUUGUUCUUAGUGUCGGACAGCCUUGACCCCAAACUGUUGCAUUCGCCCGCACCACCUUUCUCAACGCGGCGACCGGCGAGUCUAACUGAAACGUAGCAUAUUUCAUAAGACGUUUCAACAGCUGUGAACUGCGGGCUGCGGGCCGCGGGCUGCAUCCACAGACAGACGGCGGACGUCGGACGAUACUGUAGUGGGAAACGGAAAAGUAGCACUGACGGACGACUCGUAUGUGAAAAACAAGGACGCCUACAUACAUGAUAAUAAUAUAAGAUAAAUACAACUUAUUAUGAGUGAUACAUUCAUCUAUAAUAAUGUUCUGGCAUAUUAAACAAAAUUAAACAUGGAGGCAUUCAGUGUGGCGGGAGUAGCCUCCUUCAGUGUGGACGCGUGGCCACCGCCUGGACCGAUACCCAGCUCCUUUCAUUUCCAACACCAGGGAUCCAAUUUCGCUAUAUUUGUGAUUUUCUUCGCUCUGUGUAUGAUGGAGGUGGUGGUGCUGAAGAUCAUCACGGAAGAAAGCAGGGAACAGCUCUCGAGCGUCACCUCGCUGUGGUUCGACCUGGACGAUGAGUGACACUCACUCACUCACUGAAACGAGUGAAUCGAGUGUAGUGUUUAAGGAUUGUUAUUAACGGGUAAUAUAUAGUUUUAAUACAUUGUAAUAAUUAUGUAAAUAAACAUACUUCUAGAACAAAA